Molecule: messenger RNA, 1456 nt
Organism: Thecamonas trahens ATCC 50062
Lineage: Eukaryota; Apusomonadida; Apusomonadidae
Exons: 1
Coding region: 18-1127 (369 amino acids)
Biological process (GO): response to reactive oxygen species; hydrogen peroxide catabolic process; cellular response to oxidative stress
Molecular function (GO): peroxidase activity; heme binding
Source: RefSeq, a predicted model, not a curated record
CACUUGUCGCAGCAGCUAUGAAGGUUUACUCUCUGGUUGUUUCAGUGGUUGUCGUCCUCGUCCUGGCUACGUGUGCGCAGUGUGGGACGGUGACGGUGGCGCAGCAGGCGCUGGCAAUCGCCGAUGUGGAGGCACUUAUUGCCGCGCAGCCUGCGCGGACAGCCGAGCUGGUGCGACUUGGCUUUCACGACUCGGUCGGCGUCUCGCCGAACCAUGUCUCGGACGGGUGUAUCAACCUGGAGAACGCGGACAACAAGGGCCUGAUCAACAUUGUGGGCGCGAUGGAGAACCUCUACGUCAACCGGCAGUCCAAGCUCGAGUAUGGACAGAUGUCGCGGGCUGACUUUUGGGCGCUCGGCGGCAUUGUGGCCGCCCGGGUUGGCGCGGCCAACUCGGCGGCUUGCACGGCUGGCGUCUGUGUCCCGCCCAUGCCGCUCACCUAUGGCCGCAAGGACUGCGCGACGUCGCCCAAGACGGCAGCAGCCGGCUCGUUCCCCAACGCCCAGGGCGGCAUGUCGACGGUCAUGAACCUCUUCCGCAACGAGAUGGGCUUCACCGACCGCGAGGUCGUCGCCCUCAUGGGCGCACACUCGCUCGGCGCCGCCGAGGCGGCCGACUCGGGCGGCUUUACAGGGCCUUGGACUCGCCAGCCUAACACGCUCGACAACGAGUUCUACAAGGAGAUGGUCAACUCGGCCUGGCGCCAGAACGCCCGCGCGGUCCCGGGCGCCAGCCCGGUUCACCAGUGGGACAGCGGUGCAGGUGGCCGCCCUGUUAUGAUGCUCAACACUGACAUGUGCCUCCACCGCCAGAUUGCGCCCAACACCGCAGGCGUCUCGUCGUGCGCUGCCGAUCCCAACGCGUGUCCUGUCGCCGUCACCGACCGUGGUGUCAACACCACUGUCAUUGUCGCCGAGUACGCCGCGAACAACACCCGCUGGGCCCUCGACUUUGGCCCGGUCUACUACAAGCUCGUCUCGAUGAACACGCCCGGCCUGGUGAGUGCCGGCGAGGAGGUCCCGAACACGGUCGAGCCGACAACGGCCUCGGCCGCUGCUGGUCUUGUGCCGUCGGCCAUGGUCGCAGUGCUUGUUGUCGUCGCCUCGAUGGUUGUCUCCCUGGCAUGAGCAGGCCUACAUGCGCCAACGCGACAGACGCCUUUUAUCUCGAGACAGCAGCAAUGCGGGCAAGGCGCUCCUCGGUUGCAGCGGGGAACUCUUCGUAAAACAGUCGGUCGUUGGCGUCGAUCUGGGCCCUCAGCUGCUCCAGCUGAGCAGCGAGUGAGUCCUUCAUGGCGUGCUCGAGCUUGUCAAGCGCCACCUCCUGGGCGCGCUCGGCGACGCGGCGGUUGUACGACUCAAUCUUGACCUGCUCCUUGACCAUGGCCAUCUGCUCGGCGUGAUAGCGAGCGAGGUUCGACUUGCGCUCGUUGAGGAUGGCAGCGGCCUCGCGCUGC